CGUACGAUCUCGCGUUAUUUCCGUGUGCUGCAGAUGCCCUUGUUAAAUUGACGAUGGGUUACUGGGAUCUUGAAGAGGGGAAGGACUGUGUUGAGAAAACAUGGAUAACCACGAAAAUAGGCACAGCGCUGGGUCUUGUUGGCUCCGCCUACCACCUCGUUGCGUUCCAGCCUGACUCGGCCCUCCAGGCGGUGCAGACAGCGGCUAAAGGCACCAUCACCAUGGCCAGCCUGGGGGCCAUUUUCGGGAUGGCCACCUGUCUGAGUGCCCAGGCCCGCAACGCCCCCGACGACCCCCUCAACUACUUCAUCGGAGGCUGCGCCGCGGGGGUCUUCCUGGGGGCGCGCAGACACAGUGCCAUGACGGGAGCCAGCGCCUGUGUGGGCCUCGGGACGGUUGCUAUGUUUACCAAGGUGGGGAAGAUGGAGGGGUGGCAAAUCGCCGGUCCCCCCAAAAUGUGACCCGCCCUGAAAACGCCUCGCCCCGCCCCGCCCCGCCCCGCCCCGCCCCGCCCCGCCCCGCCCGCCCGCCCCGCUCCAGUGUGACACCAUGUACAUUUGUCCUCUUUUUGAUUCUGAAUAAAAAACAUAAGUUAUA
This is a messenger RNA of Conger conger (European conger), 597 nucleotides long. It is a transcript of the gene ndufa11, whose product is annotated as NADH:ubiquinone oxidoreductase subunit A11. The record is from RefSeq and is a predicted model, not a curated record. Gene Ontology annotation, biological process: mitochondrial respiratory chain complex I assembly. Bases 54 to 461 code for a protein of 135 amino acids. The transcript is spliced from 4 exons. NCBI's taxonomy places the organism in Eukaryota, Metazoa, Chordata, Actinopteri, Anguilliformes, Congridae.